GGAGACCGGAUAUAGUGAAUGCAGGGUCCAGGGGGGGGGAGACCGGAUAUAGUGAAUGCAGGGUCCGGGGAGACCGGAUAAAGUGAAUGCAGGGUCCGGGGAGACCGGAUAUAGUGAAUGCAGGAGUCCGGAUAUAGGAAUGCAGGGUCCGGGGAGGAUUAUAGUGAAUUGCAGGGUCCGGGGAGACGUGGGAUAUAGUGAAUGCAGGGUCCGGGGAGACCGGAUAUAGUGAAUGCAGGGUCCGGGGAGACCGGAUAUAGUGAAUGCAGGGUCCGGGGGGAGACCAGAUAUAGUGAAUGCAGGGUCCGGGGAGACCAGAUAUAUAGUGAAUGCAGGUCCGGGGAGACCAGAUAUAGUGAAUGCAGGGGUCCGGGGGGGACCAGAUAUAGUGAAUGCAGGGUCUGGGGAGAGACCAGGAUAUAGUGAAUGCAGGGUCCGGGGGAGACCAGAUAUAGUGAAUGCAGGGUCCAGGGUUUAAAGAUAUAAUGAGGAAGGAU
Staurois parvus is the source of this 497-nucleotide messenger RNA. The record is from the annotation of a GenBank genome assembly. NCBI's taxonomy places the organism in Eukaryota, Metazoa, Chordata, Amphibia, Anura, Ranidae.